AUGACAACAUGUUUUACACCCUUUGAGAUGGUGUAUGGGAAAUUAGCUAUGAUGUCUGUGAAAUUUGAGCAUAAAACACUUAGAAUAGCCAUAGACUUGGAUAUAAAUAUUUUUGCAGCUCAACAGGAUAGGAUCCUGCAGCUUAAUGCCUUAGAUGAAAUCAGGAAGUCUGCCCUGCAGCACGCAGAAACAAUUCAGAAUCAACACAUGAAAUGGCAUAAUAAAUAUAUCAAAGAUAAAGCAUUCAAACUAGGCAAUUGGGCCCUUCUGUAUGGCUCCAGGUAUAUGGAUAAUUUGGGAAAACUACAAACGCAUUGGUUAAGGCCUUAUGAAGUGAUUGAAACAUUUCCAAACGAUGCAGUACAACUGGCCAAUAUUGAUCCUAUAAAAUUCAAAUUGUUGGUAAAUGGUCAUUGCUUAUGCCUCUAUCAUAAGCCUCUUUCCAAAGAGGAAUUUCUGCAGCAAUUCACUAUUUUGGAAGGUUUUGGGAUUCCUGCAACAAAAGAAGGUGGCCUUGUCAUCCCACCUUCUUCCUAA
Molecule: messenger RNA, 537 nt
Organism: Cryptomeria japonica (Japanese cedar)
Lineage: Eukaryota; Viridiplantae; Streptophyta; Pinopsida; Cupressales; Cupressaceae
Exons: 1
Coding region: 1-537 (178 amino acids)
Source: RefSeq, a predicted model, not a curated record